AUGACGAAGACUGUUGACGAAUUCACAGCGAAGCGCAUCACAUACGAAACUCCGGUUCUAGCCUCAACGGUCGUUGAGCGUUUGGACAAGCAGCUCAGCAAAGAGAGCGGAGGACAGGCCGCGUUCCGCGUGCUUGCGACGGCAUCGUCCAAGGAAGAAAUAGAGAAAGAGAUCAACAAGAUCACGGGUGGUGGAAAAGACUUUGCGCAUGUGCCUUUAAAUGUAUAA
Molecule: messenger RNA, 228 nt
Organism: Sparassis crispa
Lineage: Eukaryota; Fungi; Basidiomycota; Agaricomycetes; Polyporales; Sparassidaceae
Exons: 1
Coding region: 1-228 (75 amino acids)
Source: RefSeq, a predicted model, not a curated record